GUUACCGGUCUCGCCAUGGAGCGGAAAGGUGAGCGGUGGAGCGGCCUCCGCCACGAGGGGCAACGGCCGGCGGGGCGAGGCCCGGGUCCGCCGGAGCUUUGCCUAGCCGCCGCAGUCCGGUCCCCGGGCGUGCGGCGCCCCCCCACUGAGGUGGCGCCGCCCUUCACCCCCCGCCUCUGGGCUGCGGGUCCGCGCCCCUCCGCCCAGGCGUCCUUCCGCACCGGCAGUCAUCGCCCCUUGUUCCCCGCCAGGCCGGCCCGCGCCUUGGGGCCGCUGCAGGGCCCGGCCCGCGGCCGGCGAGGCAGACCCCCGCCCGCCGGCCCCCUGACCCGACCCGAGCCCCCGCCGGCGCACCCCGCCCGGGCGCAGCUCUGCGCCCCGCCGGCCGCCCGCCGCUCGGCCGGCCGCCUCGCCGAAGCCGCGGCGCUCGUCCCGGAGCCGCCCCUCAGCCAGGCCCCGCACCCGGGCCUCGCGCCCCCGCUGGGUCUCCACCCUCACCUUGGUCGCCUCCUUUACUCCACAUUCGCCCUUCAUCCAUCCCUCUCUUCUGCAGUGCUUGCGCUCCAGGCCCGAAAGAAAAGGACCAAGGCCAAGAAGGACAAAGCCCAGAGGAAAUCUGAAACUCAGCACCGAGGCUCUGCUCCCCACUCGGAAAGUGAUCUACCAGAGCAGGAAGAGGAGAUUCUGGGAUCUGAUGAUGAUGAGCAGGAAGAUCCCAAUGAUUAUUGUAAAGGAGGUUAUCAUCUUGUGAAAAUCGGAGAUCUAUUCAAUGGGAGAUAUCACGUGAUCCGAAAGUUGGGCUGGGGACACUUUUCGACAGUGUGGUUAUCAUGGGAUAUUCAGGGGAGGAAGUUUGUGGCAAUGAAAGUAGUUAAAAGUGCUGAACAUUAUACUGAAACAGCACUAGAUGAAAUCCGGUUGCUGAAAUCAGUUCGUAACUCAGACCCUAAUGAUCCGAAUAGAGAAAUGGUUGUUCAGCUACUAGAUGACUUUAAAAUAUCAGGAGUUAACGGAACACAUAUCUGCAUGGUGUUUGAAGUUUUAGGGCAUCAUCUGCUCAAGUGGAUCAUCAAGUCCAAUUAUCAAGGGCUCCCACUGCCUUGUGUCAAAAAAAUUAUUCAACAAGUGUUACAGGGUCUGGAUUAUUUACACACCAAGUGCCGUAUCAUCCACACUGACAUUAAACCAGAAAACAUCUUGUUGUCAGUGAAUGAGCAGUACAUCCGAAGAUUGGCUGCAGAAGCAACAGAGUGGCAGCGAUCUGGAGCUCCUCCACCCUCUGGAUCUGCGGUCAGUACUGCGCCCCAGCCUAAACCAGCUGACAAAAUGUCAAAGAAUAAGAAGAAGAAAUUGAAGAAGAAGCAGAAGCGCCAGGCAGAAUUACUAGAGAAGCGAAUGCAGGAAAUUGAGGAAAUGGAGAAAGAGUCGGGCCCUGGGCAAAAAAGACCAAACAAGCAAGAAGAAUCAGAGAGUCCUGUUGAAAGACCCUUGAAAGAGAACCCACCUAAUAAAAUGACCCAAGAAAAACUUGAAGAGUCAAGUACCAUUAACCAGGAUCAGACACAUAUGGAACGUGGUGUAGAGGGUGGUGCAGCAGAGAUUAAUUGCAAUGGAGUAAUUGAAAUCGUUAAUUAUACUGAGAACAAUAAUAAAGAAACAUUGAGGCUUAAAGAGGAUCUACAUAAUGCUAAUGACUGUGAUGUCCAAAAUUUGAAGCAGGAACCUAGUUUCCUAAGCUCCCAAAAUGGAGACAGCAGCACAUCUCAAGAAACAGACUCUUGUACACCUAUAACCUCUGAGGUGUCAGAUACCAUGAUGUGCCAGUCUUCACCAAAUGUAGACCAGUCAUUCAGUGAACAGGAUAUCAGCCAGCUUCAAGAAAGUAUUCGGGCAGAGAUACCCUGUGAAGAUGAGCAAGAACAAGAACAAAAUGGACCAUUGGACAACAAAGGAAAAUCCACUGCUGGAAAUUUUCUUGUUAAUCCCCUUGAGCCAAAAAAUGCAGAAAAGCUCCAGGUGAAAAUUGCCGAUCUUGGAAAUGCCUGCUGGGUGCACAAGCAUUUCACUGAAGAUAUUCAAACAAGGCAGUAUCGCUCGUUGGAAGUUCUGAUAGGAUCUGGCUAUAAUACCCCUGCAGACAUUUGGAGCACGGCAUGCAUGGCGUUUGAACUGGCCACAGGCGACUAUUUGUUUGAACCGCAUUCAGGGGAAGAGUACACUCGGGAUGAAGAUCACAUUGCAUUGAUCAUAGAACUUCUGGGGAAGGUGCCUCGCAAGCUCAUUGUGGCAGGAAAAUAUUCCAAGGAAUUUUUCACCAAAAAAGGUGACCUGAAACACAUCACGAAACUGAAACCCUGGGGCCUUUUUGAGGUUCUAGUGGAGAAGUAUGAGUGGUCUCAGGAAGAGGCAGCUGGCUUCACGGAUUUCUUACUGCCCAUGUUGGAGCUGAUACCCGAGAAGAGAGCCACUGCUGCCGAUUGUCUCCGGCACCCUUGGCUCAACUCCUAAGCCCCAGCCUAACAGCGCAGCAGAGAUCACAUGCUGACCCUCACCCCUCCCCAACAAGUAUUUCCCUCUUCCCUUUUCAGGGUGAAGCUCUUCCUUCAAGGGUUUCCUAAGGGGUUUUUUUGUUUUGUUUUUUUGUUUUUUGUUUUCUUGUUUUCUUUUUUUUAAAUCAAUCUGUUCAUUUGGGUUUGCUUACUUGACCCUGUGGAGAUCCCCCACAGCCAUUGGGCAUCCUAGGUGAAUUUGGCCUUGAUUGGGCUCUGCCAAAGACGAAUAGACUAAAAUGUGAAACAGCCUCUCA
Prionailurus viverrinus (fishing cat) is the source of this 2806-nucleotide messenger RNA. RefSeq names its product SRSF protein kinase 1 (gene SRPK1). Gene Ontology annotation, molecular function: ATP binding; protein kinase activity. Gene Ontology annotation, biological process: protein phosphorylation; regulation of mRNA processing; spliceosomal complex assembly. The record is from RefSeq and is a predicted model, not a curated record. Lineage: Eukaryota; Metazoa; Chordata; Mammalia; Carnivora; Felidae.